This is a messenger RNA of Oryza brachyantha (malo sina), 949 nucleotides long. RefSeq names its product expansin-B9-like. Gene Ontology annotation, biological process: sexual reproduction. The record is from RefSeq and is a predicted model, not a curated record. Gene Ontology annotation, cellular component: extracellular region. Lineage: Eukaryota; Viridiplantae; Streptophyta; Magnoliopsida; Poales; Poaceae. The transcript is spliced from 3 exons. Bases 98 to 904 code for a protein of 268 amino acids.
CACACACACACACCAUCGGAUGAACAACCGGAGACGCGGAGAGGAAUAAAACUUAGCCCGGAAUAAAGUUGCGCUACAAGAAGCGAGGCGGCCGGCCAUGGGAACCCUCUCAAACUUCGCCGUCGCCGUCGCCGUCGUGGCGGCGCUGGUCACCGGCGGGUCGUGCGGCCCGCCCAAGGUGCCGCCGGGCCCCAACAUCUCGACCAGCUACAACACCCUGUGGCUCCCCGCCAGGGCCACCUGGUACGGCAAGGCCACCGGCUCUGGCCCCGACGACAACGGUGGCGCGUGCGGGAUCAAGGAGGUGAACCUGCCUCCCUACAAUGGCAUGAUCUCCUGCGGCAACAUCCCCAUCUUCAAGGACGGGAGGGGAUGCGGUUCAUGCUACGAGGUGAAGUGUGAGAAGCCGGUGGCGUGCUCGAAGAAGCCGGUGACGGUGUUCAUCACGGACAUGAACUACGAGCCGAUCUCGGCGUACCACUUCGACCUCUCCGGCAAGGCGUUCGGCGCCAUGGCGCUCCCGGGGAAGGAGAGCGACCUCCGCCACGCCGGCAUCAUAGACAUGCAGUUUAGGCGGGUGCGGUGCAAGUACCCGCCGGGGCAGAAGGUCGUCUUCCACGUCGAGAAGGGCAGCAACCCCAACUACCUCGCCGUGCUCGUCAAGUUCGUCGCCGACGACGGCGACGUCGUGCAGAUGGACCUGCAGGAGAAGAGCUCGCCGGAGUGGAAGGCGAUGAAGGAGUCGUGGGGCGCCAUCUGGAGGGUGGACACCCCCAAGCCGCUCAAGGGCCCCUUCUCCCUCCGCGUCACCACCGAGUCCGGCAAGAAGCUCGUCGCCAAGGACGUCAUCCCGGAGAAGUGGAAGCCGGACACCCUCUACAAAUCAAACAUCCAGUUCUAUUAAAUUCAAAAUCCUUUUGUGUUUUUUUCCUCUUCUUUAUGUUUCAAA